CCUGUGCACGGGCGGGUGCAAGCAUUGAGCGCGCGCAGCGCUGCACCCGCUCAGCUCGGGUUUCUUUGCGCACCGAAAGCGAGGCAUCGUUCCGGUUUUUUUUUUUUUUUGCCUCUUGUAGGUUCAUUUCUCCGGCGUCGUGCUGUGUCGAGUGCGACAGGGAGACACACUGGACCAGGAAUGAGGACUUUCCCCAAAAACAGAAGCUGCGAGGUUUACAGCGUAUCCGGUUUAGGACACUGUGGAACCGCAGACUCACCUGUACAGGACAUUCGAGUAAAUGAGCCGUUUGAAACUGUGAGGGCUUCUGACAGUGAGACUCAAGCUGGGUCAGACACCAUGUGGCUGGGGGACAGGAGAGCCACCUUAAGGGCAUGGCGAAAGUGGGUACUGGGUGCCGCCCCCCUCAUCCCUCUGUCCACUGCUGUUGCACUGACUCUCCAUUUCCUUGCAUCUUCUCCGUCUUCUACAGUGUUCUUCCUGGGAGGAAACGUGGAGUUUUCCAACCUCAGCUUUUCACCUGACCUGGCUGAUCCUUCCUCUACACAGUUCCACCUUCAGUCUCAGGCCCUCAGCCCCUAUUUCUCAGCGUUAUAUGAGUCAUCACCCUGGAGGCCAUACUACCGCCGCUCAGGGAUUGUCGCCUUUAGUGAAGGAGUGAAUGGACUGAACGUUUUCUUCUGGAGUAAGUUCUCCACUCCAUCAGCGGCUAUUGCAAAUGAGCUGCAGAGAGCUAAACCUGCGUGGUUGCAGCGGCAUCUUCCCGGCACUAACAAGGUUCUUCACAGCAGGCUGGAGGAACAGUAUUACUUGGCGAAGGAUGAAGACACACUAAGAUUCUUGGGAUUGAAUUUAGACAGUGAAGAUGAUGAUGAUGAUGAUGAUGACAUGGCAGAUAAGAUAAAGAAUCCCAACAACCUGCAGAGUGGCAAGUGGCAGCUUGGACUUCAGGCAAUGUCUUUUGACCUCUACGCCAAAUAUGGCAAUAAUCGAACUCUGAGUUUGGUGAGCCCGAAGAAACCUUAUUACCAGUGGAGGCUGAGAGUUCCCUCAGGUCAUGUAGUGCGGUUAGAUGUAGUCACCCUGCAGGGGGCAACACCCGGUAGCUGUUCAGCCAACAAACUCUCCGCAUAUGACUUCCUGCUUCCUCUUCAGAACAAAAUCAUAGCCAGGUGGUGUGGUUUACCAGUGACCAGCUCAUCCCCGGUGAUGAAGCUGACAUCCUCGGGAAACGUCAUGCUCGUCACUUUUUCGUUUAGUCGACAGAGGCAUGGAGCUAUCUUCAAGGCCUACUUUCAGGCUAUACCAAAAGCCGAAUGUGGAGGCUUUCUGUCAGCUUGGAAUGGCACCAUAGUAUCCCCUUACUAUCCUGCCUACUACCCUCCAAACGUGGACUGUAACUGGAAGAUCAGGGCUCCGCUACCUGGUUACCUGCUAUCCAUAACCAUUGUGAUGCUGGAUAUUCAGGACUCACCCACCACCAGCAGCUGCGAUAAAGACUGGCUGGAAAUCGGUGGCGUCAAGCUGUGUAAUCCAAUUGGGGACAGCAGCAGGAAGAGGAUCUACUCCUCCCCUGUGUUACUGCACUUUCACUCCGACGAGUCUCUGACUCACAAGGGCUUUUACCUGGUGUACAGAGCCUUCUCCCCGGAGAGCACGUGUCCGAGGCAGUUCCGCUGUGGAGAUGGACGCUGUAUUCCUCUGAGGAAAGUGUGUGAUGGAGAGAGGGACUGUGCAGACGGUCGGGACGAGGCCAAGUGCUCGAUGUGUAAACCAGGAGAGGUGUACUGUGGGAGUGGGCAGUGCAGACCACAUGGGAGCCAGUGUAACCUUCAGGCUUGUGGAGACAGCAGUGAGGAAACAAACUGUGCAGGUAAAUGUUACCACAUGUGCUCGAAUAAAAUAUGCCUUCCCAAGUCUUCUGUUUGCGACGGUGUCAUAGACUGCAAAGACCGUAGUGAUGAGCUCAACUGCACAAGGGCAUACAAAGGGUGCUCACCGACGUCCUAUAAAUGUGCGAAUGGCAAGUGUAUUGCGAAGGUAAAUCCUGAGUGUGACGGCAUCAAAGACUGCAAGGACGGAUCAGAUGAACUACGCUGUGCAGGGUGUGGCACUCGGCCAAGGAAACGGGCGAAGAUCGUGGGAGGGACGGACGCACAGGCGGGUUCAUGGCCCUGGCAGGUGAGCCUGCAGAUAGAGCGCUAUGGCCACGUGUGUGGAGCGUCUCUAGUGGGCAGCCGCUGGCUCCUUUCUGCUGCUCACUGCUUCCAAGACUCGGAUGCCAUCAAGUACUCAGAUGCUCGUGCCUGGAGGGCUUACAUGGGCAUGCGGGUCAUGAACUCGGCUAGUAAUGCUGCUGCUACACGCCAGAUCCGCAGGAUAGUCCAGCAUGCCCAGUACGAUCAGUUCACUUCUGACUACGAUAUUGCCCUCUUGGAGCUCAGUGCCCCUGUCUUUUUUAAUGAUUUGGUACAGCCCGUGUGUGUGCCAGCACCAUCACAUGCCUUUACCUCUGGCACCAACUGCUUUGUCACUGGCUGGGGAGUCCUCACUGAGGAAGGUGAGCUGGCCACUCUGCUGCAGGAGGCUACAGUAAGCAUCAUCAACCACAAAACGUGCAACAAAAUGUACGAUGAUGCCGUCUCUCCCAGAAUGAUAUGCGCAGGAAGUGUACAGGGAGGAGUCGAUGCCUGUCAAGGAGACUCUGGAGGGCCUUUGGUGUGUCUAGAGCGGGGCCGGAGAUGGUUUCUGGCUGGCAUUGUGAGCUGGGGCGAGGGAUGCGCACGACAAAACCGGCCCGGAGUUUACACACAGGUCAUCAAGUUCACAGACUGGAUCCAUCAGCAGACUAAAGGCCAGGUGUGACAUAUCAACAAAACAGCUUGGAUUUCAUCACGAUUUGCACACACUCUGUCGUUCUUCAUGGACAUCAACCCAGACGUCAUGGUGUGUAGCGAUACCACAAACUCUGUCACGUUUCUAUGAAGGAAAUCCCCCUCAGUCCAGGCCUCAUCCUUAACCAUUUCAUACCUCUCUGCUCAAUAAUGCUCUUUUAUAUCCUGAACGAAACAGUGCACAUGCCGAAAGCCUCAAACGACAGACCGUUAUUUUAGUAAUGUUAAUGCUCUGUUUAAAUAAUGAGUGUCAAAAUAUGCAAAGAGUAUUGCAUAUGCUGCAUCACUAGUAACAUACAUGUAAUCCUAUUAACAGAUUUAACCAUAUUUAUAGACUGAUGAAUACUCAUCGUGUGUCCCUGAAUACUGAGACCACUGUAUCUUGCUCAUUUCAUAAAGGCCAUAUAAUUACUGUGAAAUUACUUGUAUGUAAAAAAAAAAAAUGAAAGAGUAUAUGCCCUAAGAUACAAACCUGGUGAAAACUACAACCUAAUGAUUUACUCACUCAGUCUAAAAGUAUUUUGCUUUAGUCAUUUUUCUCUCAUUCAUUGCUUUAAAUGAUAUUUGAUUCGAGUUAAUUGAACCCUGAAUCAUGCGGGUAAAGAGAUUAUAUUAAACCUAAAUAAAAUAUAUUUUGCUGUUUUGUUCAUUUAGCAGUAUUUAGCUACCCAAUUCAUGCUAAUCCUAUACACAGGCGUUUAUUUAUUUUUUUGAUAAACCCAAUUUGAAAACAAAUGUAGGAGUAAUUUAAUUUUAGGGAGUUAAUUGCUAUACUGAAUGCACAGAUGAAUCAAGUGAGAAGCAGGUUUUUAUUAAACUAUGUUAGAUUCCAUAGUUGUGCUGGUUAAGCAUUACUGCUGAUGGUUUUUUCCAUAUUGCCCCCUGUUGGUGAGGGCAAAAACUGCAAACUCCCACUGGGUCAUUUUCCUUAACUCUUCCUUUUCCAUGUAUGUUGAACAACCUGAUAUUGAUGUCAAAUGAUCAGACUUUAUGUUUAUAUUACAUCUGAAAUAUUAGACAUAUAUUAAACAGAGGUGCUAUACCAGUUUGA
Molecule: messenger RNA, 3945 nt
Organism: Silurus meridionalis
Lineage: Eukaryota; Metazoa; Chordata; Actinopteri; Siluriformes; Siluridae
Product: suppressor of tumorigenicity 14 protein homolog
Exons: 19
Coding region: 181-2865 (894 amino acids)
Biological process (GO): proteolysis; acrosome reaction
Molecular function (GO): serine-type endopeptidase activity; protein binding
Source: RefSeq, a predicted model, not a curated record